AUGAGUUUAAUUCUAAAACACGAACAACACAAAUUCGAAGAUUAUUCGGGCGACGGUAUGUUUUCAUCAAUAUUUUCUCUAGGUAAAACAAUAAUUCCAAAAGGAGCUAGCUUUGUUUCAAACAACAAAUCACUUAUUUCAUCCGAGGCUAAAGCCGUUGGCUCAAUCGCGGAAGCGGGAAAGAGUAUAAGCGACACAGUGAAACAAUCUAACGAGUUGAAAGAAUUACAACUAAUAAGAGAUCUGCGAAACAGGAGGAGAUAUACAAAAAUCAUUAUGUUCUCUUCCUGGAUUACCAUGGGCAAAUAUCCCAGAGAAAAACAUCUUCCCGGUCAUAAUUACACUGGUCCAGGUACCAGGUUAGAUCUGCGAUUAGACAAAAACGAUAAACCCAAACCUGUUGGAGAUGGAGUUCGUAUUUUCAAAUAUAAAAGUAAAUUCGAAAAAGGUUACGUUGGAUAUUGGACAAACGAAAUGUUCAUCGUUGAUAAAGUAAACACCACAUCACCUCCAACAUAUGAAUUAAUCGACCAAGACAAAGAACAAAUCAUAGGUGAAAAUGAAGAUACGUUUCAACAGGAAUUAAAUGCUCUGGAAACUAAACUUAAUAGUGAAUUACAAACUAAGAAAUAUUAA
This is a messenger RNA of Lottia gigantea (owl limpet), 636 nucleotides long. RefSeq lists its product as hypothetical. NCBI's taxonomy places the organism in Eukaryota, Metazoa, Mollusca, Gastropoda, Lottiidae. The record is from RefSeq and is a predicted model, not a curated record. The transcript is spliced from 4 exons. The coding region runs from base 1 to 636 and encodes 211 amino acids.